Gossypium raimondii (Peruvian cotton) is the source of this 2437-nucleotide messenger RNA. RefSeq names its product myosin-binding protein 7. The record is from RefSeq and is a predicted model, not a curated record. The coding region runs from base 568 to 2085 and encodes 505 amino acids. NCBI's taxonomy places the organism in Eukaryota, Viridiplantae, Streptophyta, Magnoliopsida, Malvales, Malvaceae. The transcript has 4 exons.
AAAAAAUGAGAUGAUGGAUACGAAAAUCAGAAGAGAAAGGAAGGUGAAUAAAAAAACAAACUACACCACCUUCCAACAAACAAAUACCCAAAAAGUGAAAGUUAGGGUUUCCACAUUCCUUCUUCUUUUUCAUUAUUUUCCCUCCUGAUUUUCCUUUCCCCCAAACACUACUAUUCGACGGUUACGGUUUUUCUAUCCGAAGAUAUUUUUUGUCGGUUGUUCUCGCUAUUAGACGAUUCGUUUUCUUUCGAAGAAGAAGUUUGAUAAAAUUAGAAACAAAAAAGGCCUUGAAUUUUCUUCUCUAGAGGUUUAUUUUCCCGGGAAAAUUGCCUUCCUUUUUUUCCCAGCUCUACCUGUCUUAGCUUCCAAGGAAGUUUUCUUUGUGCUUGAUUUAUCGGGGGAGGAAUUUAUGUAGCUGGUGGGUGGAGUAAAAAAAGGGAGGGAAAAUAUUCAUUGGAGGAUCUAAGAUUCAAGAUAGAGAGAACUUUAAUAUUCUUUAGAUUUUUUUUUGAAUUUAAUUGUCAGUAAAUAAUUCGAUUGCUUGAGUUUGAAUGCAUAUAUUGGUAUAUGGAGUCAGAAGUAUUUUCACCUCCGAUUCCAAGAGAUUUGGUGACAUGUUGUGAUUGCAAUUGUACUACCUGUUCUUUGAUUAGUGAUCCUUCGAGUACUUGGUUUCGCACUGUGAAACGCAAAUACGAUGAGUUUGAGACCUUCAACAAGUUUUAUGUUCCGGGGUUCGAUCUAUACUCUAACCCCAAAGUCCAAAUUGAGAAUGAAUGUGCUGCCUUGCGGGAGACGGUUAGCAGCCAACAAGCCACAAUACAAGAUUUGUAUAGAGAAUUGGAGGAAGAGAGAAAUGCCUCAUCAUCGGCAGCUACUGAGGCCAUGUCGAUGAUAUUGAAGUUGCAGAGAGAAAAGGCAGAGAUCCAAAUGGAGGCACGGCAAUUCAAGUGUUUUGCUGAGGAGAAACUGGCACAUGACCAGCAGGAGAUAAUGGAUUUGGAGGAUUUGUUGUAUAAGAGAGAGCAGGCUAUUCAAGCCCUUACUUGUGAAGCACAGGCUUACAAGCAUAGGAUGAUGAGUUAUGGGUUUACGGAGGCAGAGGUUGAAGGUGAGCCGGAUGGGCUGAUUCGAAAUGUGGCUGAGAACUUUGGUGACUCUGGCGAUCUUCUUCAAUAUGAUUAUCAACCUCCAAAGUGCAAUUUGAAUGAGAAUCCUGGUGAUGAUGUUGAAGAUAUUGAGAAAUAUGCAUUUGGUGAGAUCCCUUGUUCCCGAGAACACUUGAGGAAUCUAGAGCAAAGGAUCUGCCAAAUGGAGAGGAAUCCAAGCAGCAGUCAGCUGAGUCAACUGGAUGGAUAUAUCCCUGGAACAAAGAAUGUUCCAGAGAAGGUAAUAGUCGGUCACUCUCCUAGGCAAUCAAGACAUUCAAGGAGGCUUUCAAGUGAUAGUUCAACCACGUUCCUCGCUAAAGAGAUCCCUUCAGAGUUUACUGGUAAUUCUCCCAGGUUCAUUUCAGAAAUGGACAAGAUUUCCGGCUCAAGAAGAAUGGAUAAUGCUUCUGAAGUUGGAGAUGAUAUGAGUGACAGAGUUUAUACUAUUGAUUCUAUCCAUACUGGGGUUCCAUAUAAGGGAACCCCUGAGCCCAAACCUGGAGUUGGAGAUUGUCUUGAUUAUGCAUACACUCCAAGGGAUGCACUUAAUCUGCCUGAUGGAUGUGAUCCCAAUAUCAAGAAGCUCUAUACAAGGCUUCAGGCCCUUGAGGCUGAUAGGGAAUCAAUGAGACAAGCAAUAAUAUCAAUGCGAACUGACAAUGCGCAGUUGGUAUUAUUGAAAGAAAUAGCUCAACAGUUGUGCAAGGAAAUGCCCCCUGAAAGACAAUUGACCGUGAGGAAGCCAUCUAUUCUUGGAAGCCUUCCCUUUGUGUCAUUCUUCAAGUGGAUUGUGUCCUUUGUUUUCUGGAAGCGGAAAGCUUGUCGAAGCAAGCAUCUAUAUGGAUUGUCACCAAACAAUGUCGGCUUGCUACUGCUUCUCGACAAGGGCCCACGACUGAGACAGUGGAGAUGUCUUUCAAGUACUCAAGUCUGAAACUGGUUCAGUUACUUCUCCACAUGAAGCCUCUAAUCGUAAUGGGUUUGAAUAAACUAUCAUGUAUAGACUGUGCAUCCUUUCUUAUGGAUUCCUUGGAGCAGCUUUUGGUAUAUUUUUCAGUGUUCUUUUAUUUUACUUUAUUUUUUUACGAUUGAAUACAUGUUGCUGCUUGAUCAGCAAAAACACAGAUGCGGUGAGCAUACUCGCUCAUAUGGUUUGUCAGAUUUCAAUUUUAAGGUAUGUGUCUAUUGCCGAUCUCCUACAUAUUUAGAUUCUUGUAUGAUUUUUGUUUCUAGUAUGCUGUGUUUAUUCUUUUAUAAUUCGAGCAAUUGUUAGUUUGCAAGAGUAA